This is a messenger RNA of Cryptotermes secundus, 2194 nucleotides long. RefSeq names its product twinkle protein, mitochondrial (gene mtDNA-helicase). The record is from RefSeq and is a predicted model, not a curated record. Gene Ontology annotation, cellular component: mitochondrion. Lineage: Eukaryota; Metazoa; Arthropoda; Insecta; Blattodea; Kalotermitidae. The coding region runs from base 815 to 1915 and encodes 366 amino acids. Gene Ontology annotation, molecular function: 5'-3' DNA helicase activity; single-stranded DNA binding; ATP binding. Gene Ontology annotation, biological process: mitochondrial DNA replication. The transcript has 3 exons.
UGACCCCACGACCUUCCAGCUUGUAGCAUAGCCCCUCAACCAACUACACUACCGCGUGCCCCCUUCAGAUAGGGGUAUUAAUAUUAAAGAAUUCUGAUACAGUAUUGUGAAGCAAUUUAUUAAAAAGCAUCUUUGAAUUUAUAGUAUAGUUUUUCUUUUAUCAUGAAUUAUUACAUUUUCAGUACUUAUGUUCUAUUAUUAGACUUCAGACUUAAACGAUAUCAUUCAGUUUUCAUCAUGUGUAUAUUCAUUAACCAGUUUUGCAGCUAAUUGUCAUGAUCACUUAAUAAACAGCCUUAUAUGCUACCAAAAAUUGUAAUAAACAUUUUGCUGAAUGUGUUAAAACACAUAACCAUAAAAACUAGACACUCAGCUGAUCAGCACAAGUGAUCAGAAACACCCCCUACAUAUAUUUGGGGGGAGGGGUGCUUUCUAUCUGCUCUUAAUGCUAUCUGGACACAAUUGUCAGUUUGGCUUUUAUGUACAAUCCAUAAGCACUACAUUUUACUGUGUACUUUCUGAUACAGUGCAGUGUACCGCAGUUCAAAAAUCUCGUACACUGUAUAUUACAUUAAAAUGAAAACAGUAAUUUUGAAAAACACAAACUUCAGCAGUUAUGUCAUAAGUCUCCAUUAGAUUUAUGAAAUUAUUUAACAUUGAAAUAUGCUUUUAUAUACUUAUUGGGACCACAAAAGUAGAAUUCAGUGUAUGUGAAAAUGUUGUUAUGAAGAUAUCAUUGAAGAUAUUCCACUUCACUGCAGGUGUUUCUUCUUUUUUGCUGUAUCUUCUGCCAUGACUGCUAAUCGUAUUCAUUAUGAUGUUUCUAGGUCUGGCAAGUUUGCCACAACAAGUCUUACCUUCUCUUGAACAAUUCACCAAGCUUGUACUGUGGUUUGGCAAUGAUAUUGGAUCAUGGGAUGCAGCAAGGAAUUUUGCCAAGAAACUUGGAGAAAAUAGGUGUUAUUUUGUUAGGCCCAUUGAAAAGCAUCCUUCACCAUCAGUGGCAGUGUUAGAUAACCAAGAUUUAAAGGCCAUUAUAACAGGGGCACAGCCAAUAUGGCACCAAGCUAUAACGACAUUUUCCAGUUUAAGGCAAGAUGUCUUAUCAGAGCUUCAAAACAAUGAAAAAGUGCAAGGUGUGAAGUGGAAAAGAUAUCCAGCUCUGAACCGAAUUCUUAAAGGACAUCGUCGUGGUGAAUUUACAGUUCUCACUGGACCCACAGGCAGUGGUAAAACAACAUUCAUGAGUGAAUAUUCAUUAGAUCUAGCAAUGCAAGGUGUCAACACUUUGUGGGGAAGUUUUGAGAUCCGCAAUGCUAGACUGGCUCGUACCAUGCUCCAACAAAUGGCAGGAGUACCUUUGGACUCACAUCUGGAUCAGUUCGACAUGUGGGCAGAUAAAUUUGAAUGUCUUCCUCUUUAUUUUAUGACAUUCCAUGGUCAACAGUCUAUUAAAGUGGUCAUGGAGGCAGUAGAACAUGCUGCUUAUGUGCAUGACAUUGCUCAUGUGAUUAUUGAUAAUGUGCAAUUUAUGAUGGGAAUUUCAGAAGAGGCUAGGCAUGUUGAUAGGUUUUGGAAGCAAGAUGCUAUUAUAGCAAGUUUUCGUGCAUUUUGCACGAAGAAAAAUUGUCAUGUUACAUUAGUAAUACAUCCUAGGAAAGAGAAAGAUAUAGAAGAUCUCACUAUUAACUCUAUUUUUGGAGGUGCAAAAGCCACACAAGAGGCUGAUAAUAUUCUUAUAAUCCAGGAUAAACGGUUGACAUCUGUACGAGGCAAGAAAUACUUGCAGGUGGCUAAGAAUCGCUAUAGCGGAGAUUUGGGUGUCAUGCCAUUAGAGUUUGAUAAAAGCAGUCUUAGUUAUGGACAGAAGAAGAAGAAAGUUCCUGACGAAGGUAGCACUCCAGAACAAACAUAAUGCUUGCUGCAAUACAUAUGAAUUAUAAGUUAACCCAUUCAGUGUUUACAGAUGUGGUGUAUUAUACUGUACAAUGCAAUGGAGACUUUGGCUUAGCAGUGGAAGUGUUAAAGUACAGCUGUGAAUCAGUGUUUUUAAUAUAAUGCUUUAUUUUUUAUGUGAUUUUUAACAAAUUUUUUCUAUGAUUCAUGAUUGUACUUCUGUUUUAAAAUGUUCCUACCAACCUCAAAGAUAUGUGAAUUAAUAAAUUAUGUAUUUCAUACAGAUGCGUCACUGUAU